Punica granatum (pomegranate) is the source of this 1246-nucleotide messenger RNA. NCBI's taxonomy places the organism in Eukaryota, Viridiplantae, Streptophyta, Magnoliopsida, Myrtales, Lythraceae. The record is from RefSeq and is a predicted model, not a curated record.
AAAUACUGUUUUUUUUGUUUCGCCCCUCCCCCUUCUCUCUCCUCUCUGUCUGUCGGAACUCUGAACUGAACCUUCUCUCUCUCUCUCUCUCCCCACUUUCUGAGGAUUUUUGUCCGGUGUGGUGUGGUGUUGAGCUGCGUAUGUGCGUCGUAAAACCUCCAUGGCCAAAACCAGAGCUCCCAGACGGACUCUCGAGUCCUAUUCAGUCAAACCCAUCAACAAAACCAUCAGAGCCGGCGAUUGUGUCCUGAUGCGGCCGUCCGACCCCUCCAAGCCCUCCUACGUGGCCAGGAUCGAGCGGAUCGAGUCCGACUCCCGCGGCGCCAACGUCAAGGUCCACGUUCGCUGGUACUACCGCCCCGAGGAGUCCAUCGGCGGCCGCCGCCAGUUCCACGGCUCCAAGGAGGUCUUCCUCUCCGAUCACUACGACGUCCAGAGCGCCGACACCAUCGAGGGCAAGUGCACCGUCCACACCUUCAAGAGCUACACCAAGCUCGACGCCGUCGGCAACGACGACUUCUUCUGCCGUUUCGAGUAUAACUCCUCCACCGGUGCCUUCAAUCCCGACAGGGUAGCCGUGUACUGCAAGUGUGAGAUGCCCUACAAUCCCGAUGAUUUGAUGGUCCAGUGCGAGGGCUGCAGCGAUUGGUUUCAUCCUGCUUGUAUAGAAAUGACAGCAGAGGAAGCUAAGAGACUUGACCACUUCUAUUGUGAAAAUUGUUCAACUGAAGGGCAGAAAAAGCUGCAAAUUUCUCAUGCUCCUUCAAGACAUGCGGAUGCAAAGGUGGACACAAAACGACGCAGGAGGUGAUAACUGUACAAGGAGUAAAUACGAUCCAGUAAGAUAGGAAACAGAGAGAGUGAAUAGCUCAUCUUUUCUAUACAGAAUGGCAAAAGACGCCUCUUGUGAAUCCGCUUCGUGUUGUAGUUCUCCCGGAGAAUGCGUCAGAGGUAAAAAAAGCUUGUGUAAGAACUGAUGAGAGCUCUUUUCUUAUUCCCUUGUGUCUAAUUUGGCUUGUGUUGUAGGAUCAGGGCUGUUUGUAUUAGAAGGUCGAUGUAACUGCUGGUGUUCGGUGUCUGUAAAUUACGGAGAUUCAUCCCAUGCCAGUUUUGUCUCUUGUUUAUAUGUAGUCGCUCUUCUCAGGUCAUAAAGGCUAGGUUUAAUGUGUGAUAUACUGAACAAUUCUCCCACGUUAUAAGAGAGCAAUAUGGGGUGUGGGUCUAAAAAUCCCCUUUACUGACUCAA